AUGAUGAACACCACCUUCUCCUCCUCCUCUUCCACAAUUUUCCCCAAUAACGCGGCCGGAAAUAUGCACAAUAUCCUCCACCUGAUGAUGUCCGAAAUGCACACGGUUGAACUGCUGGCAUCCAUUUUAGUGUUCAUAUCCAUACACUCCCUCCGCCAGAAAUCCCGGCACGGCCUCCCCUGCUGGCCUCUCCUCGGCAUGCUCCCUUCCCUCCUCCUCGCACUCCAGGGAAAUGUGUACGAGUGGAUCACCCACAUCCUCCUUUCCCGCCAAAACAAUGGGACUUUCGUGUUCAGAGGCCCCACAUUCAGCAACCUCCACUGCAUGGUCACUGCAGACCCGCGCAACCUGGAGCACCUCCUAAAGACGAGGUUCUACAAUUUCCCCAAGGGAGGAUACUUCCGCAGUACGCUGCGUGAUUUCCUCGGGGACGGCAUCUUCAACGCUGAUGGCGGAGAGUGGCGAGCCCAGAGGAAAAUCGCCAGCCUGGAGUUCCACUCUGCCAAGUUCAGGCAGAUGACAACGAACUCGCUGGUCGAUCUGAUUCACUUGCGCCUACUGCCCAUCCUCCAGGAGAAAUCGGAGUCAGAGUCGGAGUCGAAGGCCUCGAUCAUUGACCUCCAGGACAUCCUCCUCAGGCUGACUUUCGACAACGUGUGCAUGAUAGCCUUCGGAGUGGACCCAGGCUGCCUAAGGCCCGGCCUGCCCCAGAUACCAUUCGCGCGGGCCUUCGAGGCUGCCACCGAGGCAGCCAUCUUGCGCUUCGUGAUGCCGACUCUAUUGUGGAGAGGAAUGAGGCGGUUGGGGGUGGUGUCCGAAGGGAGGCUCAAGGAGUCGGUAAGGGCAGUGGAUGAUUUUGCGCACCAGGUCAUACGUGCCAGGAGGAAGGAGUUGGAGUUGGAGACCACCACCGGGAAUCCAAAAUCAAAAAAUAAUCUGCUGACGCUGUUCAUGGGGCUGAGGGACGAGGAUGGACAGCCGUUCUCCGAUUCUUUCUUGAGGGACGUGUGCGUCAACUUCAUACUGGCCGGGAGGGACACGUCGUCCGUGGCAUUGACCUGGUUUUUCUUGUUGCUCAAUGGGAGUCCCGAGGUGGAGGGGAAGAUUCUGGCAGAGAUAUGUGGGAUAGUGAGAGAGAGAGGAGAUCAGGCAACACUAGCACCAGAUUUUGUUUUCCGGCCGGAGGAGGUGAAGAGGAUGGACUACUUGCAUGCAGCACUGUCCGAGGCUCUUAGGUUGUAUCCAUCAGUGCCCCUUGAUCACAAAGAGGUAUUGGAGGAUGAUGAGUUUCCAGAUGGAACAAAGCUGAAGAAAGGAACAAAAGUAGUGUACUCAAUCUACUCUAUGGGGAGAAUGGAAAAUAUUUGGGGAAAAGACUGUAGAGAGUUCAAGCCAGACAGGUGGCUGCGGAACGGCCGGUUUAUGAGCGAGUCGGCCUACAAGUUUGCAGCUUUCAACGGAGGGCCCCGUCUCUGCCUGGGCAAGGACUUCGCUUACUACCAGAUGAAAUUCGUGGCAGCCUCGAUCUUGUUCAGGUACCGCAUCGUGGUCGUGGAGGGCCUCACGGUCGAGCCAAAAAUGGCCCUGACGAUGUACAUGAAAUACGGGCUGAAAGUGUACGUGAGGAGGCGUGACCCUAUGGAAAUAGAGAGCUACAACUUUAAAUUACCACAUUGA
This is a messenger RNA of Striga hermonthica, 1677 nucleotides long. The record is from the annotation of a GenBank genome assembly. NCBI's taxonomy places the organism in Eukaryota, Viridiplantae, Streptophyta, Magnoliopsida, Lamiales, Orobanchaceae.